Molecule: messenger RNA, 3918 nt
Organism: Cheilinus undulatus (humphead wrasse)
Lineage: Eukaryota; Metazoa; Chordata; Actinopteri; Labriformes; Labridae
Product: dipeptidyl aminopeptidase-like protein 6
Exons: 26
Coding region: 335-2863 (842 amino acids)
Biological process (GO): proteolysis
Molecular function (GO): dipeptidyl-peptidase activity; serine-type peptidase activity
Source: RefSeq, a predicted model, not a curated record
UGUAAGGAGAGAAAGAGAAGAAGAGGGGAGACAACGUGGUUUGAAUACAGAUGAGAGCAACUAUUGACACCUUCAGCCCACCAGUCUGCUGCGCGCGCGGACAAAGCUGAAAGGACGUGACUGCGAGGGAUCCAGCUUUUUUUAAAAACCCACUAUCUAUACAUGCCUGUUUAGCAGCGGAGUAUCUUCUCUUAUCUCUGUUUUGCUCCAUCCCGGAGGAAAAAUCUGGCAUCGGUUCUCGAAGCGCACAGAAAACCAAUAUUUCUGCCCCCACAGAACGAAUGUGCGUCUCUGGCAUGCUGUAAGUUCCUGUUAUCUGGACCGGACCUGUAUUAUGGCUUCGCUGUAUCAGAGAUUCACCGGGAAGAUCAAUACCACCAAUUCGUUCCCGCACCCACCUGAGGCCAGCCACCUUCUCGGAGGACAGGUUGUAGACGAGGAAAACGCAGGGAAGAGUCCUCAGCAGGUCGGCGACGGAAGACUUCAUGUGCAGUACCGCAAAAAAUGCGUGAAGGAGGACGAGGAUGACCUUGUGGGCAGUGCUCCACCGCAGAGGAACUGGAAAGGAAUAGCCAUCGCCCUGCUGGUCAUCCUCAUUAUCUGUUCCCUGAUCGUCACCUCCGUCAUCCUGCUGACCCCCAGUGAAGAUGACAGCCUUGCCCUUAAGAAGAAAGUAACUAUCGAGGAUGUUUUUGGGCCUGACCUUCGCAUCCAUGACCCAGACGCCAAAUGGCUCAGUGACAAUGAGCUGCUGUAUCGCACAAGAGAUGGGGACGUUGUCAAGCUUAAUGCUGACACAAAGGCGAGAACUGAUAUCGUGCCGCACCAGUUUUUUGACAGAGCCAAAGCCGCCAAGUACCAAGUGUCUCCAGACAUGCAGCACGUUCUGUUUGCCUUUGAAGUGAAACCGAUCUACCAACACUCCUAUGUGGCCAAGUACAUUAUUUACAGCCUUGUGACACAGGAAACUUGGCCCCUAAAUCCCCCUGAAGUGCAUGAGGCUGCCCUACAGUUUGCUGGAUGGGGACCCCGAGGCCAGCAGCUGGUCUUCAUUUUUGAAAACAACAUCUACUACCGAGCCACCGUAGUGAGCCCAGCGAUCCGCCUGGUGGCCACUGGUAAAGAGGGUGUCGUCUUCAAUGGCCUUGCUGACUGGCUCUAUGAAGAGGAGAUCUUGCAGACCCACAUAGCCCACUGGUGGUCUCCAGAUGGACUGCGUCUGGCCUACAUGACCAUCAACGACACGCUGGUGCCCAAGAUGGAAGUUCCCUUCUUCACAGGAACGCCGUACCCAGCCACUUUGGAGUAUCACUACCCAAAGGCUGGGGAGGAAAACCCUGCAGUGCACCUGUCAGUGGUGAGCCUGAACGGUCCCCUGCACACAGUGGUGAUGAAGAAACCUGAUGACCCCCGGAUAGGGAGGGAAUAUUAUAUCACUAUGGUUAAAUGGGCCACCAGCACCAAACUGGCUGUUAACUGGCUGAACAGAGCUCAGAACAACUCCAUCCUGACUCUGUGCGAGGCUACCACUGGAGUUUGUGUCAAGAAACACGAGGAUGAGAGUGAAAGCUGGCUUCACAGACAGAAUGAAGCGCCGCUCUUUUCCCAGGACGGGCACAAGUUUUUCUUCACCAGAGCGAUCCCUCAGGGGGGGAGAGGGAAGUUUUUCCACAUCUCUAUGUCCACCUCGUUGCCUAACACUAGCACAGACAUUCUUCAGUCACUGACAUCUGGAGACUGGGACGUCACCAAAAUCUUGGCCUACAAUCAUGAAAGGAACCUCAUAUACUUUCUGAGCACUGAAGAUGACCCUAAACGGCGGCACUUGUACAGUGCCGACACAAUCCCACCUUUUAACCGCUGCUGCCUGUCCUGUGAGUUUGUUUGCGGCUAUGUGGACGUCUCAUUCAGCCACAACAUGCACUACUUUCUACUCGACUGCAAAGGUCCGAAUGUACCUCGUGUGGCUGUCUACAGAACCAAGGACAAAAAGAAGGUGUUUGACGUGGAAACAAAUGAACUGGUGAACAUAACCUAUAACAACAUGCAGAUGCCCAAAGUGGAGAACAAGACCAUCAUCAUAGAUGACUACACUCUGACCAUGGAGAUUCUGAAGCCAGCCGGGUUCAUUGAUACAGCCCAUUACCCCCUACUGCUGCUUGUGGAUGGCACACCAGGUGGACAGAUGGUGUCAGAGCAGUUCCGGGUGGACUGGGCCACAGUUCUGGUUAGCAGCUUCAGCACCAUUGUUAUCCGCUUUGACGGACAUGGCAGCGGCUUCCAGGGCACCAACUUCCUCCACAAAGUCAGGAGGAAACUGGGCAAACUGGAGGAGAGGGACCAGCUGGAGGCUCUGAGGUUAAUAUCCAAAGAGCCUUAUGUGGAUAAAACUCGAAUGGGAGUUUAUGGAAAGGCCUAUGGAGGAUAUUUAGCCACAAUGCUUCUGAGCUCAGAGGAGUUCAUUGAUCUGAAAUGUGGCACAGCAGUCUCCCCCAUCACAGAUUUUGAACUAUAUGCGUCUGCAUUUUCAGAACGAUACCUCGGCUCGAGAACAGAUUCCAGAGUAUACACGAUGGCAAAUUUAGCACACAGAGCGGGUCAGCUUCAGCAGAAACAGUACUUAAUCAUUCAUCCAACAGCUGAUGAAAAGGUUCACUUCCAGCACACAGCCAAAUUCAUCAAUCAUUUAAUCAGUGAGAAGGCCAACUACACUCUACAGAUCUACCCCGACGAGGGACACUUCCUGCACAGUGAUGGCACACAGCAGCACCUCAGCCAGUCUCUGGUCAACUUUUUCGAGGAGUGUUUCCGAGUGCCAGAGAAAAAGUCAAACAAAGACGAUGAGGACGAGGAUGAGAGUUAAAGCACCUCCUCUGGGCAGACAAAUACUACAGCACAAUAUGCAACAAGAACUGACAUAACCAAUCAAACAACACCUGCUGUCCAAUCAGAUCCGAGCUCCACUCUGUGGUGCAGCACCUGCAUGUGCAAACAGGCCUCAGAGGCCACCAUCCCUCUCCUCUCCUUCUCCUCUCUCCUCAUGCUGGGACGAAACCUCAGAUGUGAACAUUCAUCUCUCUCUCUGCUGUUGGAACAUGCAGACUACAGGUCCCUCUGGUGGACUAAAAGAGGAACAACACCGAGCAACGCGUCUCCUUUCCAAGCCAGGCACAUUACUCCAGCGCUUUGCAGCACAAAAUAUCCCUUUUUGAAGACUGGAUCAUAACUUUUCAACAGCUACAGUUUUCAGAUAAAGCUGCCAGCCAACAUACAGAUUACUGUGUUCAUGAGUUUCACCACUGCUACUUGUUUCUCAGAGUUUCUCUGUUCAAUGUUGUGUCUAUGAGUGAAUGGUCUCUGGAUGCAUCCGCCCUAAGUUGCUUUACAAAUCAUGGGCACAACGUUUGACACGUGGUUUCUUCUAACUGGUUAGAGAUCAUUUUCCCUCCUCAUGUCUCUGAGUCAAACUUGUUCAUUUAGUCACUGUGCCUUACUGCAGAUGAAAUGUUCAUGUUGGGAGCCUACAUGACAGUGAAAGUGAAUACAGAAAGGCCUCGGCCCUUGAAACCAGAUUACUGACUAUGAUUUCAUUUAUCUUAAAACUGUUUUAAUAAGGGAAGUUUAAAUCCUAGAGUAUGGCACAUUUGAUCUAAAUCAAGGGAAGAACUUCACACAAACUUAGUGUAUAUCUCUAUGAAAGAUGGUGUAUACCGAUGAAAAUGUAACAAAUUUGUUUGCAGUUAUUUGACUUUGAAGAUGAAAUACUGGUGAGUUGUCUAAACUAUAAUUUUAUUUUCCUUUAAACAACUUGUGUGUUUUAUGGCUUGACUCGAUAUCCAUGUCUCUUCUUUGUUUGUUUUGUCAGUGGUUUCUAGUCAGCGGAUGUACAAAGUGUAUAAAUCUUCUAUUGUUUAAGUC